This is a messenger RNA of Ostertagia ostertagi, 402 nucleotides long. The record is from the annotation of a GenBank genome assembly. Lineage: Eukaryota; Metazoa; Nematoda; Chromadorea; Rhabditida; Trichostrongylidae.
AUGCUUGUGGCCGAAAAGGCAAACCUUGUGGUAACAUUUUCGAUUCUAUUUCUGUCAAUGUAUGUUUCACUUGCAGCUAUCGUCGGUCGACAGUUCUUUCAUCCAUAUUCUAACUCCACGUUCAUCACUGAAAGUAGUCUAGACGAAAUGGUGUCGUCCACAUUUUCAAUAUUCUUUUUUUGGAUGCUGUCGGUUAUAGUAGGGCGCCUUGUCACAAGUUUCAAGUUACCUUCUAUAUUCGGUGCAAUGUGUGUUGGAAUGUUCAUAACAAACGUACCUCAACUAGCAAGUCUUAUCUAUCUGAAUGAAUAUUGGCAUUAUAUCAUUAGGAAGCUCUGCCUUGUAGUGAUUAUAAUUCGAUGGGGCCUCGCUAUCAACGGAACCUAUCUUCGAGAGAAUCCC